GGGAGGAGGAGCGCGCCUGUGCAGUGCCGGGAGGACGGGCUCAGCCCGCCGCCGCGUUACACAACCGGCCGCUGCCGCAGCCGAGUUUCACAAGUCCCGCCGCAGCUCGUCGGCAGCCCUUACCCACCGUGCGCCCACCACCCACCGCUGCCGCACCAGAACUGUCCCCCGGCUCUGCCCACCCUCAUGCCAUGUCUCCUUUGGGCAAAGGGACCUCGGGGAGGGCGAUAACCCCUGGAGCCGUGGGGGCAAAGCGCCGGGGCUGGGCAUGGCACUGAGAGCGGCUCCGGGACACGCAUCAUUCUAGACGGAUUAUUUUUUCUCCAUCUCUAUUUACAUGGUGAUAAAAAGUGCUAAUCCCACUCCAUCAGUCUGGACUGAUGAAUCUGAGGAAUAGACCAGAACCCUGUGUUGUGUAAACGAACUGAUGGAUGAAGAUGAGAAGGACAGGGCAAAGAGGGCAUCACGCAACAAAUCCGAAAAGAAGAGGAGAGACCAGUUCAAUGUCCUCAUUAAAGAGCUCUGCACGAUGCUACAGGGCCAUGGCCACCCUCUCAAGAUGGACAAGUCCACAAUACUGCAGAGGACCAUCGACUUCUUACAGAAACAGAAAGAAAUCACAGCACAGACAGAAGCCUGUGAGAUUAGACAAGACUGGAAGCCUUCAUUUCUUAGCAACGAGGAGUUCACCCAGUUGAUGUUAGAGGCACUAGAUGGCUUUCUCAUUGCUCUUACCACUGAUGGGAUUAUUAUUUAUGUAUCUGAUAGUGUUUCAUCUCUGCUUGGACACUUACCGUCAGAUUUGGUGGACCAAAAUAUAUUAAACUUUCUGCCUGAGCGGGAGCAGAGCGAGGUGUACAAGCUCCUUUCUCCACAUGUGCUCAUGACAGAUCCUGUUGCAGCUGAUUUUCUGAACGCAGAAAAACAGAUAGAAUUCUGCUGCCAUUUAGCAAGAGGCAGCUUAGAUCCAAAUGAACCCCUGAUGUAUGAAUAUGUGAAAUUUGUAGUGGAUUUUAAGUAUUUUACUCAUGUGCCUACACCCUCCUGUAAUGGCUUUGAGUCAGCUAUUGCACGAGCUUUCAGGUCAGCCACGGAGGAGCAGAUUUGCCUUGUAGCAACUGUUCGUCUUGUCACACCGCAGUUCUUAAAGGAGCUCUGCAAUGUUGAAGAGCCAUGUGAAGAAUUUACAUCAAGGCAUAGUUUGGAAUGGAAGUUUUUAUUCUUGGACCACAGGGCUCCACCUAUUAUAGGAUAUUUACCUUUUGAGGUUCUGGGAACGUCAGGGUAUGAUUACUACCAUGCAGAUGACCUGGAGCUUCUUGCUAGGUGCCAUGAACACUUGAUGCAGUUUGGGAAAGGAAAGUCCUGUUACUAUCGGUUCCUGACCAAAGGCCAGCAGUGGAUAUGGCUGCAGACACAUUACUACAUCACCUACCACCAGUGGAAUUCCAAACCAGAGUUCAUUGUUUGCACUCACCUGGUAGUUAGUUAUGCAGAAGUUCGAGCUGAAAGGAGGCGAGAUCUGGGCCUGGAAGAGUCGUCAAUUGAACUGGCAUCCUCUUCUCUAAAGAGCCACAGCAGCUACCUGGACGUGGGGCAGUGCGGCAGCAGCCAGGACGCCAGCCGGGAGGGAGUGUCGCUUUCGUCCCACAGCUCCCGGCGCUCCUCGCACACGGCCCUCUCCGACUCUGCGUCCACCUCAUCCAUACGACACACAGACACCAGCACGCCCACCCGGCCAUCGGUGCCAGGGGGACAGGCAGAGAAGACAGCCCUGCGGCUGGCAUCAUCUGGAAGCACUCAGGCCAUAGCCACUGCUCAAGCCCCUGGUGAACAUCCCGUGGCUCAGCCGGCAGUCCCCUCUCAGCACACUGUGAUGCCAGUGUACCAUUUCCCAGCGCAGCUGGGGAUGAUGCAUCAGCUGAAAGAGCAGCUGGAGGAGAGGACUCGCAUACUGCAAGCUGACAUCAAGACACAGCAAGAAGAGCUCCAUGUCAUCAAGGAGCAGCUCCAGCUAGUGCAGGACUCCAAUCUGCAGAUGCUGAUGCAGCAGCCCAUCCCUGUCGUGUUUAACAACGUGCAGCACCCGAGUCCCAGGAGGCCACCGCAACCACCAGGGACACCCAAGCAGACCACAGCCAAGAAGUCACAACAGCAAGGCCUUAUGGGGACAAAACACUACUGCAGCACCCACCUGCCGUCACCACGCCCUUUCCUCAGGGACCCCUGCGGCACAGCCACCCAGGUACAGCAGCAACAGCAACUAAUGAGAGGAAACCAAGCCCAGCAAACCUGUCUGCCAGGGCAGAUGAGCAUUUCAGUGCCCCUCUACAACAACCCUAUGGUGUUGUCACAAACACAUCCCAUUGCAGUGGCUGCACAGAUGCCAUCUGACAGCAGCGAAAGGCAGUCUGACUACAGCCAGGACAGGAGCCUCAGGAUGCUGCUGGAUCAGUCUAUCCAAGCCAUGAUGCCCACCACCAACAGCAGCGGCCAGUCCACACAAAGCAGUGCUAGCAGGCAGCAAGGAAAAUUCGGUGCAGAGCAGCAGAUCUUGCCCGCUCCAGUACAGAUGCAGCCAGUCACCUGUAGCACUGUCCGACCUCCAGCCCCAUCGCCAGUUUUCUCCCCGUCUCUGAUGAUCCCACACACCAGCUUCACAUCCCACCAGGCAAACACCCCGGUUCAUCUCCACCAGUGGCCACAGCAACAGGUCCAGCAGCACCGUCUCUACCUUCAGAUGCAGGGUCCUGAGCCGGUGCCUGGGGGUCCAACACCACGCAUUUUCCAGCCCCCCCCGACCCCACAGCAGAACCCCCUGAGCUACUUCCUCCACCCGCAGCAGCAGAGCCGCCACACACAGGGCCAGGCCUGCAACCUGCCAGACCUGCACCCCGAGAUGCAGCUGCCCUGAACACCAGGUCCAGGAGGCAGGGACCACUGUGGCUGCAGCCGCUCGGCAUCCCGGGUGCACGCGAUGGGAGGACAACACUGUCAGAGCACAGGACGGGUGAGGUCAGGCCCCAUGGGGAAGGUGGCUGCUGGAGGGAUGGGCCCCAUCUGGAGGGGGCACCUCCUUGGUUGGGGUUUCCAUGCAGCCUCUCUGUGAAGCUGCUUCGCAGCCAUGCGUGCUGUUGCCCAGCACCGCAGUACAACUGGAAGGUGACAGCUUUCCGGCUGCAGGCAGGUUAGUUAUCAGGUCAUCACGAGGAUUGCUUUCCAAUGGAGAAGAAAAGCCCUUCUGCAUUCAGGACUUCAGUGCUGAAAGUCACUGUGAAUUUAAACUCAGCAUUUGGAGCACAUACACGGACUGUGGCGGCCCGCAGGACGCCGUUGGAUUACCAUGUACAUAACUCGUUUCAUUGUAGUAGGUCCAUUGCGGAGUUUGUUUCCUUUUUUUCUAUACCUCAGCCCCACAAGUUUUUGUGUUGUUGUUGGUUUUUUUUUUCCCCAGGAGAUUGGAUGAUGCUGCUAAUUUACAUAACACCACUUUUGCCUGAAUUUCUUACUGUUGUUAUACCAGCUCACAUCACAGCUAGAAAGACAUUUGUCACGUUUUAUUUUGGUUAACAAGUGCAGGUGAAUUUGUAUGAGUUUGUUGUUUUUUUUUAACUCCUGUAGCCAAGUAUUUUUCAGGUUAGAGAGAGACAAAGACUCCUCACUCCUCACUCCUCCUCUUUUCUUUUUGUUUUGUUUGUUUUUUGGUUGAUUUGUCUCACGUAAGGUAGUUGUGUCUGUUUCUAUACACACAAGUGAAUGAGUCGGGGAGGGGGGGGACAGCAUAUGACGGCAAACUUUGUGGUUUUGCUGGAUCAUGUUUCAAUUUGGCACGCCUGGCAGGUUAUGAUCACAGCCACACAAGCGAUGUUACAAACCCAGAGGGUCAGCAAUAAAUUGUAUUUUUGUAAAUGGUGGCUUUUUAACCAUAAGUUUCUAUUUAUGAAUUGAAAAAAAAACCCCAGUGUAUUACUCAGUGGGUGUAUAGUGAAGUGUCCCUACUGUGUGUGUCUUUCCAAAGGAAAAAGGAAAAUGUACUUAUUUUUGGGGUUUUUUUGUGGUGUUAGUAGCUGAGUGCUAACCUUGGACACUUGUUGGAGCCCAAACGUAGGAGCUGGGUUAGGCCGUGCUUUAAGCUCUGCAGGAAAAUGGUUAGUCGGGACCAGGUCUGUCUAGCUACAAAGCUCCAUCUGGCAGUCAAGGCGAGGUUUAGGGAUGGGUUAAUUCAUAACCUCUGUGGAAUCCAAGCAAAGCUCGUU
Messenger RNA from Dryobates pubescens (Downy woodpecker), 4256 nucleotides. It is a transcript of the gene PASD1, whose product is annotated as PAS domain containing repressor 1. The transcript has 22 exons. Bases 428 to 2914 code for a protein of 828 amino acids. The record is from RefSeq and is a predicted model, not a curated record. Gene Ontology annotation, biological process: circadian regulation of gene expression; regulation of transcription by RNA polymerase II. Gene Ontology annotation, molecular function: protein dimerization activity; DNA-binding transcription factor activity, RNA polymerase II-specific; RNA polymerase II cis-regulatory region sequence-specific DNA binding. Gene Ontology annotation, cellular component: nucleus; cytoplasm; CLOCK-BMAL transcription complex. NCBI's taxonomy places the organism in Eukaryota, Metazoa, Chordata, Aves, Piciformes, Picidae.